CGACCAAUCAGUGCCACGCACGUCCCAGCGCAUGUCAGACUUUUCCUGCCGGUAACGGAACUAUCCACGACCACAGGUGGAGAAGACAGCAAAACAGUUACAUUUAGCUUACAAGUCAUUUGCACCGUCCCAUCACAAACAUGCAGUUUGACAUCAGGCGACUGGACCUGUAUCGGAAGAUCCCGAAGGACUUGACUCAGCCAACCUCAACAGGUGCCCUCAUCUCUGUGUGUUCCGUUCUCUUCAUCACAUUCCUCUUCUGCUCUGAGCUGCUGCUCUUCGUCACCCAUGAAGUUAUCAGUGAGCUGAGUGUGGAGGAUCCCGUCCAGCACUCGGAGAAGAUCCCUGUCUUCAUCAACAUCUCCCUCUUCAAGAUGGACUGCCAGUACAUUGGGUUGGACAUUCAAGACGACAUGGGACGUCAUGAGGUCGGCUUCAAGGACAACACGCAGAAGUUUCCUAUAGGUGUCGGUGGUGAGGGCUGCAGAUUUGAGUCCUUCUUCCUCAUCAACAAGAUUCCCGGCAACUUCCAUGUCUCCACCCACUCAGCAGUGGAACAGCCGCCAAACCCCGACAUGACCCACAUGGUGCACAAGCUCCGCUUCGGGAUGGAGAUGGAGGAGGGCAAGACAGUAAAGGGCUCCUUCAACUCCUUGGAGAAUGUGGACAAGUCAAAGUCUAAUCCCUUAUCAACCCACGACUACAUCCUGCGAGUGGUGCCCACUGUCUAUGAAGAUAUACAAGGGGCUGCCAGAUACCCUUACCAAUAUACACAUUCCUAUAGGGAUAUAGUACAGUAUCAUCACGGUGGCGCCGCGGUGCCGGCCAUCUGGUUCCGAUAUGACCUCAGCCCCAUCACCGUCCGAUACAAGGAGAAGAGCAAGCCUUUCUACACCUUCCUGACAACAGUAUGUGCCAUUGUAGGAGGAACAUUCACAGUUGCUGGAAUCAUAGACUCAUUUGUCUUUACUGCUUAUGAAAUAUUCCGAAAGGCCGAGCUUGGCAAACUGAGCUGAUUGGCUGGUUGUGACAAUCAUCAUCAUCAUCAUUAUCAUAAUCGUCAACACCAUGUCGCUACAUUCCAUAGACUGUACAGUUGGUGGCGGAAGAGGAUUUGUAGACACUAUAGUCAGGGUCAAGGCUAUCCAGGAACUCGCCUUUCUUGGGCUCCUCAAAAUAGCUUAUAUUUUUCGGGUUGUUUAUUGAGGAAAAUGGAUGUAAUUAUUUUCUGAGUAUGGCAGCCAUGCCAUUGACAUUUGUUUUGUUACCUGCCCUGGAUAUGGAUGAAAACUCGGAAAUAUGAUCGGUUACACACAAGAUACUAGAAGUAGCGUGAAUCUGUAUUAGAGUUUUUCCACCUUAGUCAUUGUAAUCGACAACAUGCUUUAUAAUAUUAUUUUGGGAUUUCGAUAAUAAUAAUUUUCUUUCACGAUAUUUGUAACAAAUAAUCAGCAGCUUUUUUAAUAUUAUGGUUUUUACUACUUUUACCAAUGUUUACAUUUGUCUGAAUAUUAUUACUGGCAGAAACGAGAAUCAAAUUAGUUUUCUUUGGCAAAAAAACCUCAGUGUAAUUAUAAUGUUACGAUGGGUUGGAUCAUGUGUAAAAAAAUGGUAAAAAAAAUUGGUUUAGAUUAUAUGUUUUUAAACUAUUUUCCUAAAAGCUAACUUUGUUUGUUAUUGGUCUAAAUAUUGUUUUUUGUUCAUUUCUUUUCUGAAUAUUAUGGUUUAUGAUCCUAUGUGAAGAAAUAAUGACUUAAUUAGAACUUCAAGUUUACAACCAUCUAUUUCCAAAGAAUAGAGUAUAGUAUGGAUGUUAUAAAUUUGGGAAGAUUGAUCUGUAGAUCAAGGAAAAUAAUUUGCUGAGCCGUGAGUAAUAUUGUUGUAACUGCAUGGAAUUCACAAUAAGUAGUUAUGGAGGUAAUAUAUUUAUUCAUUCAACUUGAAAUCAGCUACGUGUUCAUCUAUUUAAUAAUGCAUAUUUUGUUAGCAUGGCAACAGAAAUUAGAACAACUGGAUAACGAUGUAGCAUGUAUUGCCUGUAGUAGUGGUGGUGGAUGGGGUUGCCAGUGUUGUAUAUAUGUAGUUUGGUUGUACUGUUGAAUGUAAGACUGGCCGCCUGGUGGUUAAAGCUUUUCCUCGUCACACCGGAGACCUGGGUUCGAUUCCCCUUAUGGGUACGAUGAGUGAAACCCAUUUCUGGUGUCCCCCGCCUUGAUAUUGCUGGAAUAUUGCUAAAAGCAGAGUAAAAACAUACUCACCCACUCAUUGCUGGCAAUAUAUUCACAUGCUAGCAUUAUAUUCACAUGUGAAGUGUCGGGCGGUAAUGAUUCACUUCAUCAGGCUUCAAUACAAUACAUGAGAUCGUGACUCUUACAAAGCCAUAUUCCACCAAGAGAAUGGCUGAAGACACAAACAAAACCUAAUUAGCCAACAUGUCUUCGGACAAUAAUAUUCAGUUCAACCCUGUUCAUCUGGACUAUAGUUUUCAGUGAAAUUUUCCGGAUUAACAAUGAUGUGGAAUGUAAGGGUUGUGAAUGUAUGGUUAAUCUCAACAAGAAUCAACAAGGUCCAGAUUGACAGUGUCCAAACUAACCCAGUUUUGUUUAUAACAUCUGAGUUAUUUUUCAUGCCAUAUAUAAUGCUUGUAGAGGAUACAUUUUGUCAAAUGUAGCUCUACACCGAUACGCAUUGAAUUGUUAAAGACGAGGUGUUCAGUGAGACUGAUGUAUAUACUGUCUACUGAACUCACAUAUGUUGUUCAUUAUUAUGUAUUGUUGGAUUAAUGUGUAUAUUGGGCUAAAAAAAUAAUACUCUUGGUUCUCAGGCACUGCCCCCAUAAUCAUAAAGUUUGCCGCACCUUUUGUGUUUUUUUCCAUUUAAAAAAAAAAAUCAAAGGGUUGUCAAAAACUUUUUUACGCAUCAAGGAAUAAAUUUAUGUAGGGAGGCCCUUUCCCAGGCUGAUUGUACACAACCGUUUAUUUGGUUACACAACUGUUUUGUUGGUUACAUACUAGUUUGAACAAUAUCAACAGCAACAACAACAAAACCACC
This is a messenger RNA of Haliotis rufescens (red abalone), 3051 nucleotides long. RefSeq names its product endoplasmic reticulum-Golgi intermediate compartment protein 1-like. Gene Ontology annotation, biological process: retrograde vesicle-mediated transport, Golgi to endoplasmic reticulum; endoplasmic reticulum to Golgi vesicle-mediated transport. The record is from RefSeq and is a predicted model, not a curated record. Bases 141 to 1016 code for a protein of 291 amino acids. The transcript has 9 exons. Gene Ontology annotation, cellular component: endoplasmic reticulum membrane; Golgi membrane; endoplasmic reticulum. NCBI's taxonomy places the organism in Eukaryota, Metazoa, Mollusca, Gastropoda, Lepetellida, Haliotidae.